This is a messenger RNA of Penicillium manginii, 555 nucleotides long. RefSeq lists its product as uncharacterized. Lineage: Eukaryota; Fungi; Ascomycota; Eurotiomycetes; Eurotiales; Aspergillaceae. Bases 1 to 555 code for a protein of 184 amino acids. The transcript has a single exon. The record is from RefSeq and is a predicted model, not a curated record. Gene Ontology annotation, cellular component: fungal-type vacuole.
AUGAGACUUCUCCCACGAGGGCUGGGGAAUUCCCAGCCGCGACUGAUUCUUCUUUUUCUGUUGGUGAUUGUCAUCGCAGCUCGUGUGUCUGCCCAGAAGGCGGGGGAUAAAACGACGGAGACAACAGCCGAUGCCCAGACCACCGACGAUCGCUCGACCAGUGACAGCAGCACAACCACCCCUAGCGUGACCGAAACCACUACCACAGCUAAGGAAACCACUUCAACCUCGUCCUCCGAAACUGGAAAAACAACCACCACCACCACCUCCUCCUCCUCCUCCUCCUCCUCCUCCUCCACAAAGUCGGACAAGACGACCACUACCAUGGAUACAACGACGACUUCGUCGACCUCCACCUCGGAAACCUCAACCUCAACUUCAACCACCGACACCACAACAUCAUCCGUUUCCACAACAACGGAAUCAACAUCCUCAUCAACCACCACAGGCGCCCCAAUAGUAACCGUCCCCCCGACCGCAAAUGCACCAUACAUGCAAACAACAAACACGCCAGAAGGAACAGUCUUCAUCGCCGUCGGCGCCGCCUCGGCCUAA